Messenger RNA from Besnoitia besnoiti, 1047 nucleotides. RefSeq lists its product as uncharacterized. Gene Ontology annotation, cellular component: membrane. The transcript has a single exon. NCBI's taxonomy places the organism in Eukaryota, Apicomplexa, Conoidasida, Eucoccidiorida, Sarcocystidae. The record is from RefSeq and is a predicted model, not a curated record. Bases 1 to 1047 code for a protein of 348 amino acids.
AUGGACGGCUUCUGCAUGAAAAUGUUUGGACUUCUUCCUGCCUUUUUCAUUCUGGUGUUAGCUGUGGCGCCCAAAGAGACCUAUGGAACACCCUACGCUUCGCAGCAAGGCUCUAAAAUCCCGACGUGCGAUGAUCCAGAAAACGGCGGGCUGAAGCUCUCGUUGACGCUGGACGACGAGAAAGAUUAUGUAUCCUUCAAGUGUUCCUCAAAUGGUGACCCUGCCAUCGAGCCAUCCCCGGUAGAAAGCCGAUUCUACAAAGGUCCGGACUGCACGACGCCGGCGGAUCUACAUACCGAGGCUCCUGGCGCCGUGUUGUUGACGUCACCAAAAGCAGGGGUGGCGCACUCCAUCCCAACGACAUACACGCUCAAGAUGGCUUCAGAGGACCGCAAGCCGGUGGAGCUCUGUUACGUUUGCAAGCUCCCUAAAGACGCCAGCGAACAUGGCGCCGUGCUUCACAAUCGUGUCAUUCAGAAAACGCAGGAUUGCCAAGUGCACAUCGCCGUGAAAGCCCGCCAAAAGACCGAGGUGCCCGAACAACCCGAAUCGGAAGACAAGCAUGAUGAAGAAAACAAGGAUCCAACGGGUGUCACUGUCUGCAGCGAUGGGAUUCACGCUGCGACGGCGUCGCCUGAGACCCCUUUGACUUUCAGAUGCGGCGCGGCAAUGGCGAUACAACCCAAAUCACCAAAAGAUGUCUUUGAGAUUGCCGACAACAACUGCGGGAAAGAGGUGCCUCUUGCAAGCAUGUUAGACGCGACCUUGGAGGAGCGAGCUCCAUCAAGUGGCGAGUACACACUGACCGUGAAUAAGGCCGCGGCACACAACACCGCGUUUUGCUACAAAUGCGUGAAACCCUCUCCUCUCACGCACAAGGGGUCUGCACAGUCCAGUCUCGGAGCCGAAGCCAUUGGGAAGGAAUGCGUGCUGAAAGUCUCGGUCGCGGGAGUUUCGGAGUCAGCUGUAUCUGUGUCUUCAAUGUCAAAGGCCUUUGCUCUGAUCGCCGGCAGCGCCGCUCUGGAGUUUGUCUACGCGUUUGUGUAG